CGUUUAAACAAUCUUGACCAAUCACAGGCUUUGCCAGACAUUACGUAUUCUGAAUUUAAUUUUAUCCGUUAUUUUCGAGUGGAGGUUUACGCUGUUGAAUUUGUUGGUCGUUUGUAUAUUACUCAUUAUUGACUGUGUGAAGUUUAACAAGUAUAAUAGCCUUACUAAAGAUUUGUCGGUAGAAGCGGCCGAAAUACAUUAAAUAUUUCGGUUCGUAGAGCUGCAAGAUCUGCAUAUCACUAAAAUGGAGGUCCAAACUCGAAAACUCCGGACGGUGCAGCUACAUGACCAAGAAAAUAUUUAUGGAAAAACGAAAACCCACGCAGUGUUCUCAUCAAAACGCGAUGGGUUAACUGUUCGUGGGGUUCUCGGAGAAUUAAAUGGAAAUGUGCAAGUUCAACGCGACGUCAAUAAAGGAAAAAUCACCGUUACCGUAUCUGAGAUUGACAAGAAACCAAGUCGUAUUGCUCUCCGAAGCAAUUACAACCAUGUGCAAUCGAAAGUAGAUUCUGGACUUGCUACCAAGCCUGUAUUGCCAACAAAACCAACUUUAAGACGGGAGGAGAGUACAGCUAGUCUUGCUGCUAAGGCAGCUGCUCGGACUAAGCUUUUGUUAAAAGAAGCACAAAAGACAAAGGAAGCUAAGAAAAAUGAAAAAAAUAGCCUGCAAACUGUCAAGGAAGUAAAGACUUCGAAGGCUAUUAAACCUCUUCUAAAUGAGCCGACAGAUUCUCUCGGAAAACUAAAGCUGUCUGAAGCAAGCUCGCAGGGGCAGACAAAAUACAAAGGAAAUCCAGUUUGUAUUGUAAAACCUUUACCGCUACCUCAUGAUAUUGAAGACAUUGAUGCUAGUGACAAUAGUCCCCUGCUUAUGUCAAUUUAUAUUAAAGAUAUUUAUCAGUAUUUAACAGAAUUAGAAGAGAAAUAUCCCAUUGAAAAGGAUCACUUCAAAAAUCAGACUCAUAUAACUGGUAAAAUGAGAUCAACACUGCUGGAAUGGUUGGCGGAAGUGCAACAUCAGUUUUCAAUGUUGUUGGAGACAUUUCAGAUAUCAGUUGGAAUUGUUGAUAGAUAUUUACAGAUUGUGUCUGACCUUCCGAGGAACAAACUCCAGUUAGUAGGUAUAACUGCGCUGUUCAUCGCCAGCAAGUACGAAGAGAUCUACGCACCUAAUGUUAACGACUUCAUUUACGUAACGGACUGCGCCUACUCCAAGGAGGAGUUGUUCCAGUGCGAGAGAGACAUCAUUGUCAAACUGGGAUACUGUCUCGCUCGCCCCAUACCUCUCAGCUUCUUAAGAAGAUACGUUAAAGCGGCUCGCGGUACAUCGAAAAUCCACCAUCUAGCUAAAUACUUGGUUGACUUGAGCCUCGUUGAGUACACGACGGCGCACUACCGGCCCUCGGAGGUGGCCGCCGCCGCCAUCUGCCUCUCGCUGCAUCUGCACUCCAGCAAAACCCUGCCAGAAGUGUGGACACCCACAUUAACCUAUUACUCUGGUUAUUCCUUACAACAUAUCAAACCAAUCAUUAAGAAGUUAGCAGAAAUUGUUGUUGAUGUAGAAAAUAAUAAGUUCAAAGCUUUAUAUAAAAUUUAUUCAUCAGCGGAAUUAGGCAAAGUAUCAACUUUACCGCAGCUGCGGAGUGAAUCUGUUUAUAGAUUGGCCGAAGUUUGAUGUGAGGUAAGUGAAUUUUGUACAUUUGUAAUUGACUACUGACAUGUGGACGUGUAACUUUUUUAAUUGGUUAUUGUUUUGUAAUUAGAUUUAUAUUUUCUGACUGACUGAGUUUUUGUAUGUGGGUUUGCUUUAGUACCUGUUUGAUUUUGAAGGAUUUUAGAUGUAUUUAGCAGUAUUGUUAUGACAUUAAACUGAAAGGUUUUAGUGAUAAUGUGUAAUUUUUAAUUAUUUAUGUAUAAUCCAAAUAUUAUGAACGUAGUCGAAAUGUAUUCACGUGGUACGUAAAAAAAUUGACAAAAAUGGUUCAAAGAAUUUAUAGAAUGACAAAAUAUAGUUUUUGUUACAUAAAGUAACUUUAACAAUCAUUUUCUUAAUGUACUAAUUAUUUCAUGAGAAUCUUAAAGGUUUUAUUGUAAUUUAAAAUAUCAAUAUUAAAUAGUUGACGUUUUGACGGUUUUUUAAUUUUAUACAACGACGAUACUGAAAGUAAAUUUAAACCAUCAGAUCAAGUUUUAUAUUUAGUAUUUUAACUAAAAAAGUAUUCUUUUAAAUUGACAGAAAUGAACCAUAUCGUGGUGACCACGUUUACACAUGAACGACAACGAAGUGUAUUUUAUUGCCUUAAGCCUAUAAUAUAAUUUUUGUAUAGUUCUUAGACCUGUGAUUGAUAUUAAAUAAUAAAUUCUGUUUUUAACAAA
Papilio polytes (common Mormon) is the source of this 2376-nucleotide messenger RNA. It is a transcript of the gene CycB, whose product is annotated as G2/mitotic-specific cyclin-B1. Gene Ontology annotation, biological process: mitotic cell cycle phase transition; regulation of cyclin-dependent protein serine/threonine kinase activity. The transcript has 7 exons. Lineage: Eukaryota; Metazoa; Arthropoda; Insecta; Lepidoptera; Papilionidae. The record is from RefSeq and is a predicted model, not a curated record. Gene Ontology annotation, molecular function: cyclin-dependent protein serine/threonine kinase regulator activity. Gene Ontology annotation, cellular component: cytoplasm; cyclin-dependent protein kinase holoenzyme complex; nucleus. Bases 245 to 1675 code for a protein of 476 amino acids.